AUGUCGCACUCGUUAUACGGUGUCCCUCGUCGCAAAUCGACUUCUAAAUCCGACACCCCAUCUGCAUCCAACCUCGCCUUCACGACCACCCUCACGUCGCUUAUCUCCAAAGACUCCGAAGCCUCCACGCGCGGGAGACCACGGGCCUCCAAAUCCAGCAAAUCCGAUAUCUUCACUCACCACAACAAGGGAGCUCAGAAACGCGCGGCCGCGGAUCUCCGUGAUGAUGACAAUGCCGCGUUGCAGCAGUCGCACCAGCGCACGCAGGACAUCGGGGCCGUGGAUGCAACGGCCCUGCACCGAUCGAAGCGGCGCAUGGAGGAAAAGGCGCGAAUGUACGACGAACUGAAAAGCGGGGUGUAUCUAGCGGCUGAUAGUGAUGAUGAGGAGGAUACAAUGGGCGGUGGAGAUGCAUAUCUGGCUCGAUUACGACGGAAAGAACGAGAGGGUCUUGUGGAUUUUGAUCGGAAAUGGGCCGAGGCGGAGCGAGCCAGGGGUGACUCGGAGGGCGGAGAAGACGACAACAACAGCGACGAUGAUGAUGAGAAUGCAUCUGUCGUAUCCUACGAAGACGAACUGGGUCGUAGCCGUCGCGGGACGAGGGCUGAAGCGGCGCGUGCGACUCGACUGAAAGAAGAAUCUGGAGAACGGUCGAAUGUGCAAGAGCGCUGGCGUCCUUCCCGGCCGGAUAACUUGAUCUAUGGUGCUGCGGUGCAAGCGGAGGCGUUCAACCCGUCUGACACGGUGGCGUCGCAGAUAUCAUACCUUGCGGCACGCAGAGACCGGUCCCCCACACCUCCGGGAGAAACACAUUAUGACGCCGAUGCGGAAGUGCGCAAUCGAGGAACAGGGUUUUAUGCGUUUUCCAAAGAUGAAGAUGUGCGCAGACAGCAGAUGGAGGAGCUCAUGAACGCGCGAGAUGAAACCCAGCGCGAACGCGAGGCCCGGCAGGAGAGGAGAUCCGAGCGGGAGCGAGUGAAGGAUGAACGGAGAAGAAAAAUUGGCGAGCUGCGGUCCAAGAGGCGCGCAGAGAUGUUCCUAGCUGGUCUGGGAGAUGUGGGUGACUGGAGCGGAGAUAGCCGAGUUGAAGCCGACGUUUAA
Messenger RNA from Aspergillus tanneri, 1101 nucleotides. Its product is annotated as CCDC174 family protein. Gene Ontology annotation, cellular component: nucleus. The transcript has a single exon. Lineage: Eukaryota; Fungi; Ascomycota; Eurotiomycetes; Eurotiales; Aspergillaceae. The record is from RefSeq and is a predicted model, not a curated record. The coding region runs from base 1 to 1101 and encodes 366 amino acids.